AAAAAAAAUAUUUUUCAGCUCAACCAACAAAAUACAAAACUUCUCUUCUUGAAGCUCCAAUGGAGCUUAAUCUUACUAGUAGCAAUCUUCAGUUCUCUUUCAUCCUACUCUUUUCACUUGUCUUCUUAGCUCAUGCUAAACUAUACCUUCAUCCUUCUGAUUAUAAAGCCUUUAAAAUCAUCCAACGCGACUUCGGCAUCAAUGAUCAUCACCCUUCUUUCACCCGAACUCCUUGCAAUUCUCCUGCAGUUUCCUGUGAGCGUCGAGUUGCUAACUACAGUUCUGUUCUGAAGAUCACUCGAAUCGCUUACGAAUCCGAGCAGCUUAAUGGCUUUGUUUCCCCUUUUAUUGGUCAGCUCUCGGAGCUUCGAGAGCUGACUUUGUCAAACAACCAUUUUGUUGAUCAAAUCCCUCAAGAAAUCAUUGCCUGUCAGAAACUUGAGGUUCUGAACCUCAAAAAUAACCAUUUUUCUGGCCAAGUCCCGUUUGAAUUGUCCAACGUUGUCCGUCUCCGAGUGCUUGACCUUGCUAGUAAUAAACUUUCAGGGGAUUUAAGCUUCUUAAAAUACUUCCCCAACCUAGAAAGCCUCUCACUUGCUAAUAAUCUUUUCACUGGGAAAAUCCCAGCUUCGGUGAAGUCAUUUAGGAACUUGCAAUUCUUUGACAUAUCUGGAAAUGAUUAUAUUCAAGGCCCCAUUCCUGUUCUAAACGGGGUUGAAUAUAUAUCAUCAGAAGUGCCGAGAAAGAGCUUAGUUCCUAGAAGAUUCAUACUUGACGUAAACGCAACUAGGAGGAGCAAUGAUACUUCAUCUGGAGCUCAUAGAGUAAGCUCAGGUCCUGCUCAAGCUCCCUCCUCGUCUGCACCAGCACACAAGCACCACCACCGCAAAAGCAGGAAGAUUGCAGCGUGGUCACUUGGAUUCCUAGCUGGAGGAAUAGUAGGGGGUAUAUGCGGGAUGGUGUUUUCGGUUCUCGUCAAGAUGGGAUUGGCUUGGUUACGUGGUGGAGGAAAGAAUGCUGGACCGUCAAUCUUUAGUCCACUUAUUAAGAAAGCAGAGGACCUUGCUUUCUUGGAGAAAGAUGAAGGUUUAGCAGGCUUAACACUUAUAGGAAAAGGUGGAUGUGGUGAAGUAUACAGAGCUGAAUUGCCAGGAAGCAAUGGAAAAGUAAUCGCGAUAAAGAAGAUACUUGAACCACCGAAGGAGGCUCAAGAGCUUACUGAAGAAGAUAGUAAGAUGCUGAACAAAAAGAUGCGUCAAGUUCGAUCAGAGAUACAAACUGUUGGUAGAAUUCGGCAUCGCAAUUUGUUACCUCUCCUUGCUCAUGUGCCUCGACCUAAUUAUCACUUGUUAGUGUACGAGUAUAUGAAAAAUGGAAGUUUGCAAGACAUGAUGACAGAGCUUGCCCAAGAUAAGAGAGAAUUAGAUUGGUUUGCACGGUACAGAAUAGCACUUGGAGUGGCUUCUGGGCUUGAAUAUCUCCAUAUGAGCAAUAAUCCCAGAAUUAUUCACAGGGACCUCAAACCAGCUAACAUCUUACUUGAUGAUGACAUGGAGCCUCGAAUUGCAGAUUUCGGGCUCGCUAAGGAAAUGCCUAUCGAUAAUACACAUAUGUCAACUUCACAUGUCGCCGGAACACUUGGGUAUAUUGCUCCAGAGUAUUACCAAACUUCCAAGUUCACAGACAAGUGUGAUAUAUUCAGCCUUGGGGUGGUUCUUGGAGCUUUGGUGAUGGGAAAGCUUCCAGGUGACGCCUUCUUUCAAAGCACGGAGGAGAUAAACUUGGUGAAAUGGUUGAAAAAUGUCAUGACUUCAGAGGAUCCAAAAAGGGCACUUGAUCCUAAGCUAAUAGGAAACGGAUAUGAAGAGCAAAUGUUACAAGUGUUAAAAAUUGCUUGUUUUUGCAGUCUUGAUGACCCCAAACAACGGCCUAACAGUAAGGAUGUUAGGUGUAUGUUGUCUCAAAUCAAUCACUAAGGAUAAGCUCUUGGUAAAUGUUCUAUCUAAAUGGUGGCAAAUGCAUAAAUCUGCCACAUUAAAGUAUGUUAAGUGUAUCUACCACGUUUAUAUAUUUUGUUGUUGAUCAUUAUGUAAUCAAAUCAAGAGUAUCCAUAAUUUUCUGAACAAUAUAUAUUAGUACACAAAACAAAUGAAGGGCAAUUAUAAUUUUCUA
Molecule: messenger RNA, 2172 nt
Organism: Beta vulgaris subsp. vulgaris (sugar beet)
Lineage: Eukaryota; Viridiplantae; Streptophyta; Magnoliopsida; Caryophyllales; Amaranthaceae
Product: leucine-rich repeat receptor-like serine/threonine/tyrosine-protein kinase SOBIR1
Exons: 1
Coding region: 60-1976 (638 amino acids)
Biological process (GO): protein phosphorylation
Molecular function (GO): protein binding; ATP binding; protein kinase activity
Source: RefSeq, a predicted model, not a curated record